CACUAUCGUAUAUAAAUCGGCGACGAGAGAGGGAGGGGAACAAGUGCUGAACAUUCUUCUUAGCAUACAGUUCAGUUCGACACCAAAGGGAGAUACGAUAACCUAUUUGGCACCAAACAGGAAUUACGGUGGUUCCUCUGCAAACUGCUGUUUGGACUGCCUACAUUGUUUACCUUGCAAAUGAGAGCCUAGUUUUGGAAGGAGAAACUCUAACAAAGUAUUUAACUUGGAGUUAUUUGAUCUUUCCUGAGGAAGUCAGACAGUGAAACAUAAUUCAAGAUGGAGAAUAUGGAAGAUGGGAAGAAGAAGAAGGGAGUGACCUGUUACCUCCUCUACUGCAUCACUACAGCGGUCAUCGGCUCCCUGCAGUUCGGAUACAACACUGGAGUCAUCAAUGCCCCUGAGCAGAAACUGCGACGGUUCUUCCAGAAUGUGUCUAUGGAUCGUUAUGGAGACCCCUUCUCCUCUGGGACUAACACCAUGGUUUGGAGCUUCGCUGUGGCCAUCUUCAGUGUGGGGGGCAUGGUUGGGUCCUUGUCUGUGGGGGUCAUGGUGGACAAGUUUGGGAGGCGUAAGUCCAUGCUCCUGGCCAACGUGCUGGCCCUUCUGGGUGGAACUCUGAUGGGUCUGUCCAGCCUGUGUAAGUCCUUUGAGAUGGUCAUCAUUGGCAGGCUGGUCAUUGGCGUGUUCUGUGGCCUGUGUACGGGACUGACGCCCAUGUACGUGGGAGAGCUGGCCCCCACGCACCUCAGGGGGGCCUUCGGCACCCUCCACCAGCUGGGAGUGGUCAUUGGCAUCCUGGUGGCACAGGUCUUUGGUCUGGAGUUUCUGCUGGGGUCAGACUCCCUGUGGCCCCUCCUGCUGUCCCUGACGGCCAUCCCUGCUGUGGUGCAGAGCAUCAUGUUGCCCUUCUGCCCAGAGAGCCCCCGCUACCUCCUCAUCAGCCUCAACCAGGAGGAGGAGGCUCGCAAAGCCCUGGUGCGUCUGCGUGGCUGUGAGGACGUAAGUGAUGACAUCCAGGAGAUGAAGGAAGAAGGGAUGAAGAUGGCCAUGGAGAAGAAGGUCACUAUUCCAGAACUCUUCCGCUCACCAUCCUACCGUCAACCAAUUAUCAUUGCCAUCAUCUUGCAGCUCUCCCAGCAGCUUUCUGGCAUCAACGCGGUAUUCUACUAUUCGACAGGUAUAUUUGACACUGCCGGGGUGACCCAGCCCAUCUACGCCACUAUAGGAGCUGGGGUGGUCAACACUCUAUUCACAGUGGUAUCUCUCUUCCUGGUGGAGAGGGCGGGACGAAGGACCCUGCACCUCAUCGGAUUGGCUGGAAUGGCUGUCAGUGCUCUGCUCAUGACCAUCUCUCUCUCAUUGGUGAAGACCAACCCGUCUCUGAGCUACCUGGCCAUCGUGGCGGUGUUUGCCUUCGUGGCCAGUUUUGAGAUGGGUCCAGGUCCUAUCCCAUGGUUCAUAGUUGCUGAGUUGUUCUCCCAGGGGCCUCGGCCUGCAGCUAUGGCCGUCGCCGGCUGCUCCAACUGGACCGCCAACUUCCUGGUCGGGCUGGGCUUCCCCAAACUGGAGGAGCUGUGUGGUCCUUACGUCUUCAUCAUCUUCAUGAUCUUCCUCAUAUUCUUCUUCGUCUUCACCUACUUCAAAGUUCCGGAGACCAAGGGGCGGACCUUUGACGACAUUGCCAAAGGAUUCGCCGGCACUGCAGGAGCACAAUCUCCUCCCCCAGAGGGCAUGGUCACCCUGCCCGUCUCCCCGACGACGGAGAAAGUCCCAAUGGUUGAGUUUCCGACGGAAGAGAAAUAAAAGAAGUGAUCGUCAGCGA
This is a messenger RNA of Salvelinus namaycush (lake trout), 1825 nucleotides long. RefSeq names its product solute carrier family 2, facilitated glucose transporter member 3-like. Gene Ontology annotation, cellular component: apical plasma membrane; basolateral plasma membrane. NCBI's taxonomy places the organism in Eukaryota, Metazoa, Chordata, Actinopteri, Salmoniformes, Salmonidae. Bases 280 to 1806 code for a protein of 508 amino acids. Gene Ontology annotation, molecular function: hexose transmembrane transporter activity. The record is from RefSeq and is a predicted model, not a curated record. Gene Ontology annotation, biological process: response to insulin; monosaccharide transmembrane transport. The transcript has 11 exons.